AUGGUCCCAUUAUUGAAGUUUUUUGUGAACAUCACAAUCCUCGAGAAAUACUGUGGAUAUGGAUUUCUGGGAGAUAGAUCUGGCAACCCAAUUUUAAUGUCCCUUCUGGGCAAUAUGGAUGUUGAGGGGAUGCUCCGAUCAGUUCAAUCAAAAGAUUACAUUAAAUUUUCACUUGCUGCCAUAGAAAAGGGUAUAGCUUUGUGUAGACAACGGGCUCAGGAAUCUGGACUUGCUUUUGAGCAGAUGAUGCUCGUCUUCGAUUUAGACCACAUAACAUCUGCCCAUUAUUCAUCCAAACAAUUUGCUUCUUCCUUCACAACCUUAAUUAUGCUAUUUCAAGAACACUAUCCACUUGUUUUGAGAAAAAUUUUAAUUAUUAGAGCACCAGAAAUGGCCAGAAUUGCUUUUAAUUCAAUGACACCUUUCCUCUCUGAAGCAACCCAAAAAUUAAUUGAAAUCCCGUCAGAGGAGGAUUGGAAAAUGGCGUUGAGUGAAUAUGUGGAUCUCGAUGCUUGGCCAGUCCAUUGGGGAGGCAGAAUGUGCGAGAAUGGAGAUCCAAAAUGCCCCUCAAAAGUUCGUUACGGCCUUGGGCCCGUCCCUGACUCCUAUUAUGUUGACCAGUCAACAGUAAUGACUGAUUACGAUCAACUAACUACAGUGUAUGCAGGUGAUAAACAUCUAAUUGAGUUGAGAGUGAAGGCUAAUACUAGAAUAAGUUGGCAAUAUAUGACAGAAGAAGAGGAUAUUGGAUUUGCCGUUUAUUUUGAUUCUUCUGGGACAGCAAAUAAUUUGGCUGAAAUGGAAUGUGUUUACCCGUAUAUUCGCUUGGAAUGCUCGUUAGUUCCUAUUUCUGGAUCUAUGCUUUGUGAACAGACUGGAAGAUAUAUAAUCGAAUUUGACAAUUAUUAUUCUUGGUUCUCGGCUAAACAGUUGCGUUAUAAUAUUGAAAUUGAUGAUAGAGGAGUGAAUUAA
Messenger RNA from Meloidogyne enterolobii, 972 nucleotides. The record is from the annotation of a GenBank genome assembly. NCBI's taxonomy places the organism in Eukaryota, Metazoa, Nematoda, Chromadorea, Rhabditida, Meloidogynidae.